Molecule: messenger RNA, 1527 nt
Organism: Megalops cyprinoides (Indo-Pacific tarpon)
Lineage: Eukaryota; Metazoa; Chordata; Actinopteri; Elopiformes; Megalopidae
Gene: cdk5
Product: cyclin-dependent kinase 5
Exons: 12
Coding region: 134-1012 (292 amino acids)
Biological process (GO): neuron apoptotic process; protein phosphorylation; axonogenesis
Cellular component (GO): cytoplasm; nucleus
Molecular function (GO): ATP binding; cyclin-dependent protein serine/threonine kinase activity
Source: RefSeq, a predicted model, not a curated record
AUGGCCUAAGGAAUUGCAUUUACAAGUAGCUUGCUACACAAUAUAUUUCAAAAAUCUCCCUUAUUAGCUAACGUUAGCUAAUAUCCAGGGGUUUAAAAUUGUAGCUAGCUCGCUAGCUACGUUGGGGGAAAACAUGCAGAAAUAUGAGAAGCUUGAGAAGAUCGGGGAGGGUACCUAUGGCACAGUCUUCAAAGCCAAAAACAGAGAAACCCAUGAAAUAGUAGCUCUGAAGAGAGUGAGAUUAGAUGACGACGACGAGGGGGUUCCAAGUUCGGCAUUGCGGGAAAUCUGUUUAUUGAAAGAACUUAAACAUAAAAACAUAGUAAGGUUGCAUGAUGUUCUACACAGCGAUAAGAAGUUGACGUUAGUGUUCGAGUACUGUGAUCAGGAUUUGAAGAAAUAUUUUGACAGCUGCAAUGGUGACUUGGAUCCAGAGACCGUGAAGUCAUUCAUGUACCAGCUGUUAAAGGGAUUGGGUUUCUGUCACAGCCGGAAUGUGCUGCACAGGGACCUUAAACCUCAGAACCUUCUCAUCAACCGAAACGGGGAGCUGAAGCUGGCUGAUUUUGGGUUGGCACGUGCCUUCGGGAUUCCAGUGAGGUGUUAUUCGGCUGAGGUGGUGACAUUGUGGUACAGGCCGCCAGACGUGCUGUUUGGUGCUAAGCUGUAUUCUACCUCCAUCGACAUGUGGUCGGCGGGCUGCAUAUUCGCAGAGUUAGCGAAUGCUGGAAGGCCCCUGUUCCCAGGGAACGAUGUUGACGACCAGCUGAAGAGGAUCUUCCGGUUGCUAGGGACACCAACAGAGGAGCAGUGGCAAGCUAUGACCAAACUCCCUGAUUAUAAGCCGUAUCCCAUGUAUCCAGCCACAACCUCGCUGGUGAAUGUUGUUCCCAAGCUCAGUGCCACAGGACGGGACCUGCUGCAGAAUCUGUUAAAGUGCAAUCCGGUCCAGCGCAUUUCCGCAGAGGAGGCCUUGCAGCACCCCUACUUUGCAGAUUUCUGCCCCCCGUAGACGUUUGCCAACUUCUGUCUGCUGGACCUCAGUCAGCUACUCUGGUCACUCUGUUCACUCCAUAUCCCUCCGAGGACCCGCUCAAAAGGUCACCCCCCCCCCCCCUCCCCCGGAACAAGGACAUGCUCCCCAGCAUCAUCUUGUGCAUCAUGAAGGAACACAGCCGCCUUGUGGUUUUAGGUUUCUGUCAGUUAUCUGUCUUAUUGUCCAUUUCCCAUUCACUUGGGGACUUCUGCUUUGCGGUGAAGGUUGCAGAGGUAAACACUCGACACAGCAGGCCCUGUCCCCCGGUCACGUGACACUUCGCAGUCCAAUCGCAGUGGGUGAACCGGAGCCUCGUGGGGCUCGAAACCAUUUGAGCCAAUCGCCUUAGCGACGACAACCCGAUUUCCACCUCUCAGAGCCCUUCUCUCUUUCCGCACCGGUGACUUUUGCUUGGUUCAGAUUGGAUAUUUUGUUUCAUUAGCAAACAAUUAGCUGAAAUGCUCUAGUCCUUUCAGAAGUCUUGCCCUGUC